Messenger RNA from Helianthus annuus (common sunflower), 1710 nucleotides. RefSeq names its product PTI1-like tyrosine-protein kinase 1. The transcript is spliced from 8 exons. The coding region runs from base 319 to 1419 and encodes 366 amino acids. Gene Ontology annotation, molecular function: protein tyrosine kinase activity; ATP binding. The record is from RefSeq and is a predicted model, not a curated record. Lineage: Eukaryota; Viridiplantae; Streptophyta; Magnoliopsida; Asterales; Asteraceae. Gene Ontology annotation, biological process: protein phosphorylation.
UCAACAAUUGGGGAAAGAAAUAACUUCUUGAAAUCAAAUUCAUCAUCUCACUGCCUUUUUCUAUUGUUUGCUAAUUUAAACCCUCAUUUCUUUCUCUCUCUAACAACCCGUUUCUUUCUCUCUCUAACUGCUUAUCUGUCUUUCCCCAAUUUCUCCCAUCAUCUCAAAAAACAAAACAAAAAUCCCCAAUUAAACCAAGCCCUAGAUCAACACCCCAUAACUGUCACAACAACACAGGGACACGUGCCACCUGGAUACUUUAGACGUUUGGGGAAACCGAGGGCUCAAGACGAUUUGAUAUUGAGGAAGAGAGAUAGGAUGCGGAGGUGGUUGUGUUGUACCUGUCAAGUCGAAGAAUCUUACCCCUCAAAUGAAAACGGAUUGACGAAAAGCCACAGUGCCAAUGCUGAUGGGCACCAAAAGGACAAAGUACCGCCUCCUGUCAAAUUCGAUGCGCAAAAACCCGUGCCAACAAUCGAAGUGCCUGCACUUUCACUUGAUGAACUGAAAGAAAAAACCGAGAACUUUGGAUCAAAAGCAUUGAUCGGUGAAGGUUCAUAUGGAAGAGUUUAUUUCGCAAAUUUAAAUAGUGGUAAAAGUGUGGCUGUCAAAAAGCUUGAUGUUUCUACCGAGGCUGAAUCGGAUAACGAGUUUUUGACUCAGGUUGCGAUGGUCUCAACAUUGAAGCACGAGAAUCUUGUUGAGCUAUGCGGUUACUGUGUGGAAGGAAAUACGCGUGUCUUGGCUUAUGAAUUCGCAACCAUGGGAUCUCUACAUGACAUAUUGCAUGGCAGGAAGGGUGUGCAAGGAGCACAACCGGGGCCCGUGCUUGAUUGGAUGCAGCGCGUAAAGAUUGCUGUUGAUGCAGCAAAGGGACUCGAUUAUUUGCAUGAAAAGGUCCAGCCGUCAAUAAUUCACAGAGAUGUUAGGUCCAGCAACGUGCUACUAUUUGAGGAUUUAAGAGCCAAGAUUGCCGAUUUCAAUCUUUCGAAUCAAGCACCUGAUAUGGCUGCACGUUUGCAUUCUACUCGUGUGUUGGGAACUUUUGGCUAUCAUGCGCCAGAAUAUGCAAUGACGGGACAGCUGACACAAAAGAGUGAUGUGUAUAGCUUCGGGGUUGUUCUGCUUGAACUUUUAACUGGUCGGAAACCUGUUGAUCACACAAUGCCACGUGGACAACAAAGCCUUGUCACUUGGGCUACACCAAGGCUGAGUGAAGACAAGGUCAAACAAUGUGUUGACCCGAGGCUCAAGGGAGAGUACCCUCCAAAAGCAGUUGCAAAGCUGGCGGCAGUGGCGGCUUUAUGUGUGCAAUAUGAGGCUGAGUUUCGGCCUAAUAUGAGCAUUGUUGUGAAAGCUCUUCAACCACUGUUGAGAGCUCCUGCACCCGCAGCAGCAGCAGCAGCUCCAGAAGUAUAAUGUGAACGACAAAGCAAAGGAGUUUGUGAGCGUUGAUUUGCAUCCGUAGAUUUUGGUUUGAACGAGGCAUAUAAUAGCGUUAUCGUUGCAUUUAUAUUUUUUGGUUUGAAAACAUGGAUGCGUGGUUAUGUUCAGAUUGGUCUGUGACAUAUCUUUGGUUUGUCAAGAUUUGUUUAAUAAGGGAAUAUAUGGUUUUUAUGGUGAACUGCUAUCAGUUGUCACAUUUUUCUUUUUAUGAGUACUUGUUGAAACACAAAAAAGAGAAAAUAACUAAAAUAGUUUUUUUUUUUU